AAUCUCUUUCUUAUAAGGGCACCAGAGAUAGUGGAUUAAGGUCCACCCUAAUGAUAUCAUUUUAAUUUAAUUAAAAGUAUUUAGGGUCUUUAAAGACCCUAUCUCCAAAUACAGUCACAUUCUGAGGUCCUGGGGUUUAGGAUUUCCAUUGAAUUUUGGGGAAUCAAUCCAGCACACAACAGAUAGGAGCAGCUUCUUGCUUCAUGCUAGCCUCAGGGGUACUGUGCCAUCCUGAGUUUUCCUAAAACUGGCCCACACCUUUGUAAAAGUUAUUAAUUCUACUCAACUGCCCAAUUUGAGUGUACCACCUGCUUCCUGUCAAAAUUCUGAUACAUAGGGGUUUCCAAAAUGGCAAUUAAAAAGGGGACCUCUAUCUCAAAAUGGUUGGGAACCAUUAUGUAUCUGGGAGAAAUUCUGCUUUCAGAUUUAAGCAUGAAAACUAGUAUCUCACCAACUGCUUUUCUAGUCUCAAUAUUUUAUUCAAGAGACCAAGAGAAUUCUCUAUUCCCAUUUCAAAAACAAGUCAUAUUUUUACGUGGGAUAACAGGAGGCAUAUAUGUAUAUCAGCGCCGCUAACAGGAGGCAUAUGGUGGUGUUACUGAGCAUUACCAAGUCCACUUCCAGCUUUCAAAAUGAGUAAGGCACUUCCCUACCCAGGCCCCAGAGAUCCUUUCCACAUUCCCCUGUCACUCCCAGAGGACCUUGCUGCCUCUGGAGCCUAGAACAUUCACCCUCUCCCAGUGCUGGAAUCCCUGGCUGAGAGCUGCCAUUGGGUACAGCUCCCACCCAUAAGGGAUACUCCUUCCUCAGGUGAAUAUUAAUUUCCUUUCUUUGUUCUGAACCUAUGUGUGGACAUUUUAUUUCUUCAAAUUCUCUGUACCUCUUUGAUCUGAGGACAGAUAUUAAAUGAUUGACUCACUAAUGCAAUCAUGACAUUCAUAAAAGCCCACUAUGCACACACCGCCCCGGCUCAGGGUGUGUGUGUGCGCAGUGAAGAGGGGGUACAGAGAUAAGUCUUCUCCCAAGUUUUCAUGCCAGAUGAUCAAGGGAGGUCACAAUGCCUCCUGCGUGUGGCUAUUGAUAUGUGCAGUGCUCAAGCCAGCUCCCUUCCCUAAGCUUACGCUCUCUUUGGACUUCACGGUUAAUUCUAAGUAUUUACAUUCCCACAGCCAACUCGAAUACCUCUCUCUCUCCUUCUGGAAACACGUCUUUUAUCCUUAUAACCGCCUUACUAGAGAGGCAUUUUCUCCAGAAGUAAAGUGAUGGUCCCAAAUCACACAGCUGGUCAAAAUCCGAGAUGUCACUAACACCCCGCUUAAGAAAGGGGGGGGGGCUGCACCCUACUGUCAAACCAUGUGGCCUUCCCACCUUUCCAAAGCAACCCAGCAGCCCAGCGCAUGCGCCGUAGGCCCCACCCACGCAAGCCCGUCGGGUCACUGUUGGGGGCGGCGCUUACGGCGGGCCCGACACGCAUGCGUCCUGGCUGUUCCCAGUCGAAGUUCGCUGCUGGCUGUAGCGCUGUGGUGUCUACGGGGUGGCGCUUACGGCAGGUCCAAGACGCAGGCGCCGCGGCUUCUCCCAGCCGAAGUUCUCAGCUGCUGGCUGUGGCGCUAGUGUCUACAUUUCCGUACUGGCGGCCGCGUACCCCUGGGUUUCCUCCAAAUCAUUAUCCGUACGGUAGCCCAAGUGAUGUUUUACAAACAUCAGUUGGGCCAUGCCACCAUUAUUACCGUGUUCAAGACUCUUCAAAGACAUUACGGUUGCAAGUCCAAGCUGUGUUUUCCCAGGCUGUGUGUGAUCUGGUCCUUGCCAAUCUCGCCUCUUCACUUAUGGCCCUCCCCUUCAGAUAGUCUGUAGAGGAUGCCAAAUGAGAAACUCCCCCACUCAAGUCAAACUCAGGAGCAACAUUUACAGAGUCAGUAUGUUGGUCACAGUGAAGAAGCGACAGUGAAAGAAGAAAAUUCUGGCAGUGUGGGCAUGGAGGACAGCCUCCCCUCUUGUUCUGCUCAUGGACCACCCACUUCCACCAAGGGGUGUCCACCGGAAGCUCUGAGGAGAGUACCUUCCCUGCUGCACAUCAGCAGACGUCAGAUUCAGACAGUGGAGCUGAGUGCGCAGGCGCUUGAACUGCAGGGGUUGGAUGUGGACGUCUAUGACCAGGAUGUGCUGGAGCAGGAGGUGCUUCAGCAGGUGGGUAGUGCCAUCCAUGAAGUCAGCCGUGCUGCCCAGCUCGCCGACGCGGAGAAGGAGUAUCAGUCAGUCCUGGAUGACCUCACGUCAUGUACAACAUCCCUAAGGCAAAUCAAUAAAAUUAUUGAACAACUUAGUCCUCAAGCUGCCACCAGCAGAGACAUCAGCAGGAAACUAGAUUCUGUAAAACGGCAGAAGUAUAAUAAGGAGCAGCAGCUAAAGAAGAUCACAGCAAAACAAAAACGUCUGCAGGCCAUCCUCGGAGGAGUGGAGGUAAAAGUUGAACUAGAUCACGCCAGCCUGGAGGAGGAUGCAGAAGCGGGGCCGUCCUGCCUUGGCAGCAUGCUCAUGCCUGUUCAGGAGGCUGCUUGGGAAGAGCUCAUCCGCACUGGCCAGAUGACACCUUUUGGGACCCAGAUCCCUCAGAAGCAGGAGAACAAGCCUAGAAAACUAAUGCUCAAUGAAGUGUCAGGCUUCGAAAAGUAUUUGGCAGAUCAAGCAAAAUGGUCUUUUGAAAGGAAAAAGCAAGCUUGUAACAAAAGGGCAGCUAGAAAAACUCCAGCCUCGGUGACUUCUGAGCUCAGUCCAAUGCUCAAUGAAAACAAACCAAACCAGAGAAGCAAAGUUCCCUCAAAAACAGAUAAGCGCUUAAAAAAGCACAUCAAGAAGCUCCAGAAGAGAGCUCUUCAGCUCCAGGGGAAAGUGGGAUUGCGGAAGGGAAAGAAGCCCUUGGAGUCUGAUGUGAGGCGACAGGCUGAAGCAGACUCGGAGAGUGAAGAGUCUGAGUAUUUUCCCACCGAGGAAGAGGAGCGGGAGGUGGCGGAGGCUGACCUGUCAGAUGGCACUGACUCGGAACGGUGGAAGUGGCAGAAGAAAGUCAAAGUGCAAGAUAUUGAUGAUGACUUUUUUCCAAGUUCUGGGGAAGAAGCUGAAGCCACCACAGGAGGAAGAGGCGGUCGGAAAGUAGUGAGAUGCCGAGACGAUGGAGACGAAGAUUAUUUCAAGCAGCGGUUAAGGAGAUGGAAUAAACUGAGACUGCAGGACAAAGAGAAGAGUUUGAAGCUUGAAGAUGAUUCUGAGGAAAGUGAUGCUGAAUUUGAUGAAGGUUUUAAAAUACCGGGUUUUCUUUUCAAAAAGCUUUUUAAGUACCAGCAGACAGGUGUUAGGUGGCUGUGGGAAUUGCACUGCCAGCAGGCAGGAGGAAUUCUGGGAGAUGAAAUGGGAUUGGGCAAGACCAUCCAGAUAAUUGCCUUCUUGGCAGGUCUGAGCUACAGCAAGAUCAGGACUCGUGGUUCAAAUUACAGGUUCGAGGGGUUGGGUCCAACUCUAAUUGUCUGUCCAACAACAGUGAUGCAUCAGUGGGUAAAGGAAUUUCACACGUGGUGGCCUCCUUUCCGAGUGGCAGUUCUACACGAAACUGGCUCCUAUACCCACAAAAAGGAGAAACUAAUUCGAGAUAUUGCUCAUUGUCAUGGAAUUUUGAUCACUUCCUACUCCUACAUUCGCUUGAUGCAGGAUGAUAUUAGCAGGCAUGACUGGCACUAUGUGAUCUUGGAUGAAGGACACAAAAUCCGAAACCCAAAUGCUGCCAUCACCCUUGCUUGCAAACAGUUCCGCACCCCUCAUCGCAUCAUCUUGUCUGGCUCACCGAUGCAAAAUAACCUCCGUGAGCUGUGGUCGCUCUUUGACUUUAUCUUCCCAGGAAAGUUGGGCACAUUGCCCGUGUUUAUGGAGCAGUUCUCAGUCCCCAUCACCAUGGGGGGAUAUUCAAAUGCCUCCCCAGUACAGGUUAAAACUGCUUAUAAGUGUGCAUGUGUCUUACGAGAUACCAUAAAUCCAUACCUACUGCGGAGAAUGAAGUCAGAUGUCAAAAUGUGUCUUUCUUUGCCGGAUAAAAAUGAACAGGUCUUAUUUUGCCGUCUUACAGAUGAGCAACAUAAAGUCUACCAAAAUUUCAUCGAUUCCAAAGAAGUUUACAGAAUUCUCAAUGGAGAGCUGCAGAUUUUCCCUGGACUUAUAGCCCUAAGAAAAAUCUGCAACCACCCAGAUCUCUUUUCUGGAGGCCCCAAGAAUCUCAAAGGUAUUCCAGAUGAGCUAGAAGACAACCAGUUUGGGUACUGGAAACGUUCUGGGAAAAUGAUAGUUGUUGAGUCCUUGCUGAAGAUAUGGCACAAGCAGGGUCAGCGAGUGUUGCUGUUUUCUCAGUCAAGGCAGAUGUUGGACAUACUCGAAGUAUUCCUUAGAGCCCAAAAGUAUUCCUAUCUCAAAAUGGAUGGUACGACCACAAUAGCUUCAAGACAACCACUGAUUACAAGAUAUAAUGAGGACACAUCCAUAUUUGUGUUUCUUCUCACCACUCGGGUGGGUGGCCUAGGAGUCAACCUGACGGGAGCAAACAGAGUCAUCAUCUACGACCCCGACUGGAACCCAAGCACAGACACACAGGCCCGGGAGCGAGCGUGGAGGAUAGGCCAGAAGAAGCAGGUGACGGUGUACAGGCUUCUGACUGCAGGCACCAUUGAAGAAAAGAUUUACCACCGACAAAUCUUCAAGCAGUUUUUGACAAAUAGAGUGCUCAAAGAUCCAAAGCAAAAACGAUUUUUCAAGUCCAAUGAUCUUUAUGAGCUGUUUACUCUGACCAGUCCUGAUGCAUCCCAGAGCACUGAAACAAGUGCUAUUUUUGCAGGAACUGGUUCAGAUGUUCAGAAACCCAAACGCCAUUUAAAAAGAAAACUUCAGCCAGCCCUUGGUACAGACCAUAAUGUUCCAGUAUGCAAAAUGUUCCCUGAUUCUAAUGCUUAUACAAAUGAUGCCACAUCAUCUGAAGAGAUAUCUACAGCUAUAGGAACUGACGUAAAUGCAGUAACUUCUAAUCAAGGUGACCCUUUGAGAGAUGCCCCUCAAACACCUAGUUCUCCAGUUAGCAUUGUUAAACUUGGUGAAGAGACACAUGUUGUGUCUAGACAAGAGGACUCAUCCGUGCUGAGUGGGAAUGGGGAGUGCUCAGAUUCUCCAGGAAUCAGCAAAAUGUGCAGGACAUCUGGUGAGGAAACCAUCGAUGAAAAGAAAAGUUUUUCUGAUAAAAGGGAAAGCUGCCAAGUUCAAAUGGAACCCCUUUGGGGAAAUGAACAAGUUGAAAAUAACUUUUAUAAGCACAAGUCAAAAACAAAACACAAUGAGGCAGAAGAAGAGACCCAGGGGAAACAUCUGAGGCCAAAGCAAAAGCCUAAGAACUCUAAGCAUCGCCGAGAUGCCAAGUUUGAAGGAACUCGAAUCCCACACCUGGUGAAGAAAAGGCAGUACCAGAAGCAAGACAAUGAAAACGAGAGUGAGAACAAGGAACAGAACAAUGAUGAUUAUGUUUUAGAAAAGCUUUUCAAAAAAUCAGUUGGCGUGCACAGUGUCAUGAAGCACGACGCCAUCGUGGAUGGAGCCAGUCCCGAUUACGUACUCGUGGAGGCGGAGGCUAGCCGCGUGGCCCAGGAGGCCCUGAAAGCACUAAGACUGUCUCGUCAGCGGUGCCUGGGAGCGGUGUCUGGGGUGCCCACCUGGACUGGCCAUAGGGGCGUUUCUGGUGCACCAGUGAGAAUGAAGAGUAGAUUUGGUCAGAAAAGGAAUUCCAGCUUCUCUGAACAGCAGCCUUCAACGUCUUCAAAGGAGAAAUGCCAGGAUGGCACCAUGAAAAAGGAUGGAAAAGAGAAUGUUUCGGAGCAUUUUAGUGGAGGAGUGGAAGAUCAAGAGUCCUUGUCCGGGGCCCUCCCAUCAUCCUCACUGUUGGCUAAAAUGAGAGCGAGAAACCACCUGAUUUUGCCGGAGCGCUUAGAAAGUGAAAGCGUGCAGAGUCAGGCCUCUGUCCCGCUGUCCGCCACCACGGAGCAUGACACCCUGUUGGUAGAGAUGAGAAACUUCAUUGCUUUUCAGGCCCAGGUGGAUGGCCAGGCCAGCACACGGGAGAUCCUGCAGGAGUUUGAGGGCAGGUUGUCAGCUUCACAGGCCUGUGUCUUUCGAGAGCUACUGAGAAGUCUCUGCACUUUUCACAGAACUUCUGGCGGUGAAGGGAUUUGGAAGCUCAAGCCAGAGUACUGCUGAUCAGCACUGAUUUCUAAACUUUUACUUGACUUUUUAAUGGAAACUUCUGAUUAUUAACCUGUGCUUAAUAAUCAUGUUUGUCUACAGGUCAGUUAUAUUUGGUAUUUACUUUGAAUGAUAAUCUACCUCAUAAUUAAAACUUGAAGGAAGAAGAAAUUCUUUGAAACUUAAAAGUUUUAAAAAGACUUGGGUUAGUUUUUUUUGGUACUUUGAAUUAUGUUAUAAAAUCUGGGGCCUAACAGUUAAUCCUUGGAACACAUUUGUUUCUUUCCCCAAAAGAUGUUGUCGGAUCACAUUGCUGCUCCAUUUGCCACCCCAAAAAGCUCAGAUUUGUUAUCUUGAAUCAUAUUCAUUGUUUUUAACAAUCUUUUAAGGUACUGUUAAAUUUGCAGGUGUUUUUGUUAGGAAGCGUGAAAUAGCUUGGUAAUAAAUGAUAAGACGUGUUUGCAGGAAGUUGUAGUGUACUAAAUUUACACUGGCUUUACUUUAAGCAAAGGGUAGCGUUUUCCCCCCUACAGUGACUUGGUUUUAGGAAAAUGAAAUGUGGUAUCUUAAACAACAAAAAAACAUAAGCAGAA
This is a messenger RNA of Hipposideros armiger (great roundleaf bat), 6857 nucleotides long. It is a transcript of the gene ERCC6, whose product is annotated as ERCC excision repair 6, chromatin remodeling factor. The transcript is spliced from 22 exons. Gene Ontology annotation, molecular function: ATP-dependent activity, acting on DNA; ATP binding. The record is from RefSeq and is a predicted model, not a curated record. Gene Ontology annotation, cellular component: nucleus. Gene Ontology annotation, biological process: transcription-coupled nucleotide-excision repair. The coding region runs from base 1861 to 6279 and encodes 1472 amino acids. NCBI's taxonomy places the organism in Eukaryota, Metazoa, Chordata, Mammalia, Chiroptera, Hipposideridae.